AUGGCUAGAACGAUCGUCAUCCUCGGUGCCAAUUAUACUGGUGUCCCUAUAGCCCACUAUCUCCUUAAGCACACGGCGGCCAACGUGAAAGACCUGAAGGUGGUAGUUGUCGCGCCGAACACGCACAUGUACUGGUUCGUGGCCUCGGUGCGCGGCAUACUGCCCAACAUGCUGGCCGACGACCACCUCUUCCUCCCUCUUGCUCCGGAGUUUGCCAAAUACCCGUCUGACAAGUAUGAACUUGUCCUGGGGAAAGCUGAGAGGGUGGACCCGACUAGCAGCAUUGUGGAAGUGCGCAUAAACGAUGGCUCAGCCCGGACGAUCAGAUACGACGAUCUCGUCAUCGCCACCGGCAGCAGCUUCAAGAACGACAUGCCCUUCAAGAACCUCUCCAGCACCGACGACACGAAAAGAACCCUCCACGAGUGGGCCCAACGCAUCAGCGAGGCCAAAUCCAUCGUUGUUGCGGGCGGGGGCCUCACAGGGGUUGAACUCGCCGGCGAGCUCGGACAAGAGUACGCCUCGACGGGCAAGAAAGAAAUCACCCUCAUCUGCGACAAAGAUCUGCCGCUCGAGCCCAGGCUCAGGCGCGACGUGCGCGAGACGGCCAAAAAUGAACUUGAGCGCUUCAAGGUCAAGGUCAUCACCAACGCGCGGGCAUCAUCCUCCCCGUCGAGCAACAUCAUCACCCUGACCCCGACCAAGUCCUCGCCAUCCACCUCCGAGAAGGCUGCGGCCAAGAUCCCCCGCACGCUCUCGGCAGACCUCUUCAUCCCGGCCUUCGGCACGAUCCCAAACACCUCAUUCCUCCCCGCCAGCAUGCUAGACGACCGGGGCCAUGUCAAAACAACGCCGACGCUCCGGGCUCAGGGGCACGACAACAUCUUCGUGGUGGGCGACGCAGGCAACCUGCAGGUGACGCAGGGCGUCUACGCCGACGCGCAGGCCGUGUACCUGGCCAAGCUGCUGGACGCGCGCGCGCUGGGCAACGGCAGGGAGGCACAGCUGCCGCCGUACAAGCCCGAUGACAAAAUCAUGGUCGGGGUCAGCCUGGGGAAGAAUUCAGGGGUCGGCCAGAUGGGCGGGUGGAAGCUCUGGGGCUGGAUGAUUGCCAUGUUCAAGAGCAAGAAGCUGGGCACGCAGUAUUUCCCGGCGUUUGUCAGGGGGGAUAGGACUAUUCUUGUCAAGAAGAACUGGUAA
Canariomyces notabilis is the source of this 1200-nucleotide messenger RNA. Its product is annotated as FAD/NAD(P)-binding domain-containing protein. Lineage: Eukaryota; Fungi; Ascomycota; Sordariomycetes; Sordariales; Chaetomiaceae. Gene Ontology annotation, molecular function: flavin adenine dinucleotide binding; electron-transferring-flavoprotein dehydrogenase activity. Gene Ontology annotation, cellular component: cytoplasm. The transcript is spliced from 2 exons. The record is from RefSeq and is a predicted model, not a curated record. The coding region runs from base 1 to 1200 and encodes 399 amino acids.